This is a messenger RNA of Enterobius vermicularis (human pinworm), 786 nucleotides long. The record is from the annotation of a GenBank genome assembly. NCBI's taxonomy places the organism in Eukaryota, Metazoa, Nematoda, Chromadorea, Rhabditida, Oxyuridae.
UCCAACACUGAUGACUGUGAAUCCAAACGUUCAAUGGUACGUUUACGACGAGAAGUUGAAGGCAUCAGUAAAGCUUCACAGUGUGCUCAAAUUGUACGGUUCUAUGGCUUGACUUUUCAUGAGGGUGACUGUGUGGUUUGCAUGGAACUCAUGGAUAUCUCCUUGAAGGAUUUAUAUGAAACUGUUCAUCAAAAAAUGAAAGAGGGUUUCGAUGAACGUUUGUUGGGACAUAUAGCUGUCGCUGUUUUAAAGGCGUUGGGCCACUUGAAGCACGAAAUAAAAAUUAUUCAUCGAGAUGUUAAGCCUUCAAACAUCCUAUUGGGACAGAAUGGUACUAUAAAAUUGUGUGAUUUUGGAAUUUCUGGUUACCUCAUCAAUUCCGUUGCUUUUACACGUGAUGCUGGUUGUCAACCUUACAUGGCACCGGAACGCCUCCUUCCGUCUGCAUCUUAUGAUGUACGGUCAGAUGUCUGGAGUCUUGGGAUAACUCUGAAGGAAGUGGCAGAUGGGAAGUUCCCCUAUCCUCAUUUUAAUGAGAAUGAACUGUUUUUCCAGCUUCAACAAGUUGUUUACGGCGAUGCACCUUUUUUAGGAUCAAACAGCGACUUCUGCAUGAUAUUCUUUCAUGGUUUUAGCCUAAUCAAAGAACUAGAAAGCCGGCCAGACUUCGACGCCUUAAUGCGAACUGAGUACUUUGAGUACUAUAACGGUUUGCCAGGUACUACGGAAUACGUCGCUAAUUACGUGAAAAGAGUGCUCGUUCAUGCAAAGGAAAAUAAUAACUAA